AAGGAGGUGGUCAGGAUGGCGAACUUCAAGGGUCAUGCACUUCCAGGCAGCUUCUUCCUGCUCUUUGGGCUCUGGUGGUCUGUCAGAUACCCACUGCAGUACCUCAGCCAGCAAGUGCCAAAGAAAUCCCACAGGAUGUAUUGUUUCCAGCGUGUGGAUGCCAUAGAAGGGGGAAUCAAAAUCUUCUUUGCUCUGACAGGGAUGCUGGCAGAGCAGUUCGUCCCGGACGGGCCACACCUGUACCUCUACAGCGGCGACGACCGCGCCUGGGUGAAGCUGAUGAACUGGCAGCACACCACCAUGUACCUCUUCUAUGGCCUCUCUGGGGUGGUGGAUGUCUUCACCUACGUCUCCCAGGCAGUGCCACGGGGUCUGGACCGCCUCAUGCUGUCCAUGGCGGUGUUUGUUGAAGGUUGUCUCUUUUACUACCAUGUCCUUCAUCGCCCCAUGCUGGACCAGCACGUCCACUCCCUGCUGCUCAUUGCCAUCUUUCUGGGGGCUUGCAGCACCAUGCUGGAGGUCUUCCUCCGUAACAACAUCAUCCUGGAGAUGUUCAGGGCUGGUGUCACCAUUGUCCAGGGCACAUGGUUCUGGCAGAUCGGGGUCGUGCUCUUCCAGCCAUGGGGAGGUCCAGUGUGGGAUGAGAAGGACCACAGCAACAUCAUGUUCCUCACCAUGUGCUUCUUCUGGCACUGGGCAGCUGCUGUGGCCAUCCUGGCUCUAAACUACACCCUCACUUACUGCUGCAUCCAGAGGUACCAGAGAGGCAGCAGGGAGCCUUACAUCGGGCUGGGAGUGCGGCAGCAGAAGUGUGACAGCAGCUCCCAAGCUGCCUUCCUAAAUGGAUCUGAUGAAGAGUGA
This is a messenger RNA of Indicator indicator, 861 nucleotides long. RefSeq names its product transmembrane protein 45B-like. The coding region runs from base 16 to 861 and encodes 281 amino acids. The transcript has 5 exons. Lineage: Eukaryota; Metazoa; Chordata; Aves; Piciformes; Indicatoridae. The record is from RefSeq and is a predicted model, not a curated record.